AUGGAGCGAUCGAGCUAUUCUCGAAAUGAUACACAAGACCACCAUAAGGAAACUGUACCUGAUGGUUCAAAGGUUUCUAUGGACAUCGGACAAGUCAGUUUGGUCUCAAUGAUCAGCGUUGUAUAUGGCAUGCUGCUGACACAAUUAAUAGUNGCACUCUUCGUCGCCAUUGGUUCUGGUGUAACUUCUGAUCCUUUAUGCCUCCUAUGUGCCUUCGUGUUCUGGGCUACCGUUGUCUUCUCUGUCGCUCAAUGCCAGACAGAAAUGUUCACCUUGUUUCCGCUUGAUGGAUCCUACAUUCGCUUGGCUGGGCGCAUGGUUGAUCCAGCUCUUGGAGUGACCGCAGGCUGGAAUCUCUUCUUCGCCCAAACAUCCUACGUGAUCUUCGAGGCGACUAUCAUCAAUACUCUCGUCUCCUACUGGGGUUAUGGUCAGUCCCCAGCCAUACUCAUAUCUGUCUCUCUGCUUUUCUAUCUGGCCCUCAACAUGUAUAGAGCCGAUCUCUUUGGAGAAGCAGAGUUCUGGCUGGCCCUCGGGAAGAUUCUGUUGGCUACUGGACUCAUCCUUUAUACGUUUAUCGUCAUGCUUGGCGGUAAUCCACUACACGAUACUCUGACCAACGGCUCGGACACCUAUGCUGGAUCUUCACCAUACGUGAUCAGUAUGCAGAGACUGAAGACCUCAGUAUUGCCAUCGAUCGUCAACGCAGCAUUGAUUACAUGUAUAGUCUCUGCUGGCAACGCAUACACAUUCAAUGCUUCAAGGAGUCUGCACGCUCUAUCGCUCGACGGUUAA
Aureobasidium vineae is the source of this 795-nucleotide messenger RNA. The record is from the annotation of a GenBank genome assembly. Lineage: Eukaryota; Fungi; Ascomycota; Dothideomycetes; Dothideales; Saccotheciaceae.